This is a messenger RNA of Emys orbicularis (European pond turtle), 1633 nucleotides long. It is a transcript of the gene THG1L, whose product is annotated as tRNA-histidine guanylyltransferase 1 like. The transcript has 6 exons. NCBI's taxonomy places the organism in Eukaryota, Metazoa, Chordata, Testudines, Emydidae. The coding region runs from base 1 to 894 and encodes 297 amino acids. Gene Ontology annotation, molecular function: tRNA guanylyltransferase activity; magnesium ion binding. Gene Ontology annotation, biological process: tRNA modification. The record is from RefSeq and is a predicted model, not a curated record.
AUGCGGCUGCGGGAAGCUGCCCGGGCUAUUGCUGCUGCCGCGCUUGGGCCUGGGACGAGGGCGCGGCUGAGCGGCGGCCGGGCCCCCAUGGCGAAGAGCAAGUUCGAGUACGUGCGGGACUUCGAGGCGGACGAUACGUGCCUGCCCAACUGCUGGGUGGUCACCCGGCUGGACGGCCGCAACUUCCACCGCUUUGCUGAGCAGCAUGGCUUCAGUAAGCCUAACGAUGACCGUGCCCUCCAUCUGAUGACUAAGUGUGCCCAGACUGUGAUGCAAGAGCUGGAGGAUAUUGUCAUGGCUUAUGGACAGAGUGAUGAAUACAGCUUUGUUUUUAAAAAGAAAAGUAAUUGGUUUAAAAGAAGAGCAAGUAAGUUCAUGACUCACGUCGUCUCCCAGUUUGCCUCCAGUUAUGUUUUCUACUGGAAGGAUUAUUUUAAGGACCAGCCACUCCUGUAUCCACCAGGAUUUGAUGGACGAGUUGUCUUGUAUCCCAGUAACCAGAAUUUAAAGGACUAUCUCAGCUGGAGACAAGCAGAUUGCCACAUUAAUAACCUCUAUAAUACAGUGUUUUGGAUGCUUGUGCAGCGAAGUGGCUUGACACCAGUCCAAGCACAAGACAGAUUACAGGGAACUUUGGCUGGAGACAAGAAUGAGAUUUUAUUUUCUGAAUUCAACAUUAACUACAACAAUGAGCCCUUGAUGUAUAGGAAAGGAACUGUACUAAUAUGGCAGAAGGUUAACGAAGUCACUACAAAAAGAAUAAAACUGCCAAAGGAAAGUGAAGAGAAGGAAGUUGAAGUGGCACGGACCAGGACUAAAGCUGUCCCACUGCACUGUGACAUCAUUGGGGACCAGUUCUGGGAGGAGUAUCCAGAAAUCCUAGCUGAUAGCUGACCUUCCCUGUUUGAGUUCUUGUGCAAAUAACAGGAAACAACUUAUCUGCAUGAGCUUCUGGGAAGUGAGGACUGUGGGGUGAGGCUCGGAUAAUUUUAAUUCAGCAUCCACAUUUUGAGCGAUAUUGUCUUAGAAACAGUGUCCUUGCCUGUCAUGCAGAUAUAUCUGCCUGCAGAAGCUAAAAUCAUGUUACUUUCAAAGGGCAAGAACUUUUAUAUAAAAUUACAAAAUUAACCCUUGUAAAUGCGUAUUUGCAUUGAUUUAUAACAUCAUCAUCAUGCAUUUAUGUAGCAUCUUUCACAUUAAAGUCACAGGGUGCUUUAUAGAGUUAUUCACCUAAAACGAUCCACUCUUUGGAACAGUUAAAAGCAGCAGAAAGAUUAUUUCUUUAGCUUUGUUUUAAACUCUGAAACAGACUAAAGACUUGGAAUAGUUCCUUGAAUCAAGUUCCAUAACCAGGGAGCUUAGUUACAAAAAUUCUCUAGCAGUCGACAUCUCAGGCCCAUAUCGAGGAUACACAAAGUAGCCCAGCAAUUUGCUGUAACUGAUUUUAAAGGGUUUUUCUCAUGUGUAAAUUACUUUUGUAUUUUUUUAAAGAUGCAGAAAUGUAAUUCUCCCCCUUCCACUCCCAUGUUUAUUCUUCAGACUUUAUCGUCACUGUAGCUUUGCUAGUUAUUAGUGAAGGUCUCAAAUGGCCAAAUGUUGUAAUAAAAUUCUCAUACAGACUUCUAUCACGGUA